GAACAGAUUACAGAGGCUUGUCUAGGUUUUAAGGGAUUUGAGAAACUGCAAGUCUCUCUGCUAAAGCGAAACGAAAAAAGGGAACAAAGUUGCAUCAAGACGAGAGCUCUAGUCUCCAAAUUCUAGAUCUUCCGUUCCUAGUAUCCGUCGAUGCCACCUCCCAAUAUGAGGAUUCGCAAGUACGCCCAGAAGUACCAAAUUUGUUGUAUUCCUUCAGAGCUUCCUUUACCCAACAACCCAUGCCCAAGAGAGAGCAGCCCCUUGACGUGCAUGUGCCAACUUUAUCACUCGCCAUGGAAUGUGAUUUCCUUCACUUCCGACGAAAGGAGAGAGGAUGAUAGCGGAGGAGAAAUAGCUAAUGCAGCACAUAGCAUCCUUUUGUUGAAUAGAUCUAGCUGGGAAGAUGACUGUAAGCUAUCACCUCCGAAUAUUGAUCCAAUCUCAGGAAAGAAAAGUAGAAACGAGGUUGAAGAAAUGAUGCACUCUAAGUCGGGGAAGGAAGGGAUGAACUUGAUAUGCUGUAAUAAGACAGAUGGGAAGGGAUGGAAAUGUAAAAAAGAAGCUAAACAAGGGCACUCGAUGUGUGAGCACCACCUUGAUCAACUAAAGUCUUACUAUAUCAAAAGCAAGAGCAGCAACCCCAGUAGCUGCAUCCCUAGUCGUGGAAAGAGAUCUUACUCGAAAAACUCAAAGAUGCCCUCCUCCGAUUUCUAUUACUACACGGGGUUUGGUCCUCUAUGGGGGAAGGGAAGAGAAAUUAUAGAAAUCAAUUCUGGUGAUUCUUCUUCUAGUACUCCAUCAUUAUUAUUAUCCCAUAAUGAAGAGGAUGGUGAUGAUAAUGGAAAUGCGAAAAAGAAGAAGAAGAGAGCUAGAAAGCCUGGGAAUACAUGAGAUCUCAGGUCAUUGCUUUAAUAGUUUAGUUCAUCUGCUUCUCUGUAAAGGAUUUGUAGAACUUUUGGGAGAAGUUAGGGAUUCAGGAUUUGUUUCCUGAGCUUAACAUGGGAAUUGGACAUUAUGUUUAUGGCUAGUUGCCUAGUUGGAAUUUAAUUCAUGAUUAGGUUUAUUAAUUUGUUUUC
Molecule: messenger RNA, 1076 nt
Organism: Macadamia integrifolia
Lineage: Eukaryota; Viridiplantae; Streptophyta; Magnoliopsida; Proteales; Proteaceae
Exons: 3
Coding region: 151-891 (246 amino acids)
Source: RefSeq, a predicted model, not a curated record